Messenger RNA from Brassicogethes aeneus, 421 nucleotides. NCBI's taxonomy places the organism in Eukaryota, Metazoa, Arthropoda, Insecta, Coleoptera, Nitidulidae. The record is from the annotation of a GenBank genome assembly.
CAUCAAGUCAUUUUGACAAUGUCUCAUCAUAAUCGAAAAACAUAAUCAAAAUUUUCGUUCACAUAUCAUAAAUCACGCAGUAGGAUAGGUUAGAAUGUUGAUUAAGGUUGUAACGCUGAUGGGUGAUGAAGAUCUUAUAGAUGUCGAACCAACGGACAAAAUACUAACGAUCAAGGAAAAACUGGAAGAACAUGAAGGCAUACCGCCCGAACAACAACGGCUGAUUUUUCAAGGAAAACAACUGAAAGACGAAAAAACGGUGAGCAGUUACAAGCUUAAAGGGGGCACGGUGUUACAUCUGGUUAUUGCAUUGAGAGGAGGGAUAAAAUCAAGGUACAUCAGACCUAGAACUGCCUAGGAUCGGCCCUGGUUAAAAUCGAGUAAAAUGUAGAAAAAACAUAAUAAAAUCAUCAAAACAUCA